This is a messenger RNA of Acanthosepion pharaonis, 2937 nucleotides long. The record is from the annotation of a GenBank genome assembly. Lineage: Eukaryota; Metazoa; Mollusca; Cephalopoda; Sepiida; Sepiidae.
AUGCCUGACAAAGAAGAAAGGUUCUUAAUUGUAGUCUCCAUUUUGGGAGGCCGAAGUUUUCCCAAAAGACCACAGCAUAAAUUGAUAAUUGAUACCAAAUUUGAUGGUGAACUGUUGUCCACUGAUCCUGUUGAUCACACAGAACGUCCCAAUGUAACACAGGAGUUGGCAUGGCAACUAGAUAAGAAAGGUUUGCAGCAACAUCGGUUGCACAGGAGUUCAAUUAAGGUGCAGUGCUAUGCAUAUGAUACCAUCAGUACCAUGAAGGAAAUGAUUGGUUAUGCAGUACUGGAUUUGCGGUCAGCCACAAUGAAACAGACAUCCAAAUGGUAUCCUCUUCUUCAUUCCAAAUAUACAAGACAUAAAGCAGAGAUCCAACUUGGUCUUUACCUUGACCAUGACACUGGGGAUGAAGUUGGAAAGAAACUUGAAGACUUGGCUGGUGUUAGUAUAAAACAUCCAAAUCUGUUGUGUCCAGUUCUAAAUGAAUCUGGAGGCUAUUAUCAAAUUGGCCCUCCUGAUGUUUGCAAAGACAUUUUCAUUUUGUCUGUGACAAUAGGAUAUGCCACUAAUCUUGCUCAGCUUAUCCCAGGUUCCACACCUCUGCCUGACAGUUCAGCUGGAUACCAUUUCUACUAUUCUCUCUUUGGCAACAAUGUAACCAACGAAUCCUUCUCAAAUCUCAUCAGGCCAGAAUUUGCACCCGAAAGAGCAUCUGUGAAGAUCCGAAGUAGCCUUCAAGUUCUGUCAGUCUUUCUUUCCAAACAACCUGGCAUCCAGAUCCACUUGUGUUGCAAAGAUGUCUCUUUGGGUCGUUGUGAAGUUCCUUUAAACACUUUAUUACAAGAUGGCAGCACUGAAAUUUACAUGCAACCAGUUGUCUUGGAUGGGACUUAUCAAAUUUUACCACUAACUCCAUCCAAAAAUUCAGAAGGCUCAUACCCAGUAGUUGGUGUUACUGUGGCACUCAGAAAAGAAGAUGUGGGAAAUGCUGAUAAGAAUAAACAAGCAGCUCCGCAAUUGGUACCAGAAAAACUUGACCAAGAGGAGGGGGAAAAACCAAAUGUGCCUAAGUCAGAUAAUAUUGAAUAUUCCAACACAUUUGAAGACAAAACUGGAGAAAGUAUAAGCAGCAUUACUGAUCCAGGUAAUGAGAAGAAAGCACAAAAUCCUGAUGCACCCAGCAUCCCGCCAAAAACGAUCAGUCCACCAAAAGUCAAUCCUCCUGUGAAUGUAAAUGUUUCUGAUUCCAAGUCAACUGGUGAGAGUUUAACCAAGAACCAUGUUGCCAUUCCUGCCCAACUUCACCAUUUUACUUUCUCUAUCGAUUUGAACAGCAUCACUGGCAUUGAAGGGACAAACACAAAAAAUAUUUUUCUUAGAUAUGUGUAUCCAUUCUUUGGGAGUGUGGCUCCCAUCUUAACUCACCCCACUGUGGAGAUCUCAAAAGGGGUGGAGGUUUUACUUCCGCAUUCUUUUUGUGCAUUUGACUUUGCUUGUUUGAUUGACCAACUUCAGGAAACCUUCAUUAGGGUUCCAUUAUUUGUUGAAGUCUGGGAACGAGAUCGAAGCCUUGCCAAAGAUGUCCUUUUAGGAACUGGACGUCUUCCUUUGGCUCAAAUUUUGGCUGCUGAGAAAACCCGGACAGUAAACUCAACAAAUGGGAGUGGCUGGCGACAAGUGUACAGAGAUUCUGUUUUGGUGUCUAGUGUCAGUGGGAAUUCUCAGAAAGUGGCUUCUAUCUCUGUUGUGCUAACCAUGGAAGAUUGGGGCCCUAUCCACGAACAAGAGAUUUUGCUUAGCAAUCAUUCUUCUUCCUUACAGAAGGCACCAGAAGAAGGCAAUAAAAAUUACAAUGCUAUUCCACCUCCAGAAGAACCAAAAGAUAUACGAGAAACUCGGGAAUAUCAAAUUGCAUUGGAACUGGAAAUGUGGAAAGAAAUGCAGCAACAAAAGUUUGAAAAUGAGCUGAAACAGAAAGAAAUUACCUACAUGAAGGUUUUGGCUGAUGAAUGGAAGAAAAGAGAUAAAGAACGAGAAGUUGUUUUGCAAAAAAAGUUAUCUGAAUACAACCAACUGGAGGAUCAAUUAAAUAAAGCUUUGAAAAAUUUAGAAAAAAAAGAACGUGAACUAAUAAUCAAAGAAAAAGAAAUUGUCCACUUAAGAAAUGACCAUGAACGGGAACAUGAACGGAAAAUGAUUGAAAUGAAAGAAGCCUCACAGCGUUUGCAAGAAGACUGUGAACAUCGCAUACAACUAGAAAGAAUCAAGGUAUCUGAAAUGGAAGGGCUCAUUUCAAAAUAUAAGCAAGAGUUGAUUGAUGCUGAAAAGAAAUAUGCUAGUCUUGAGAAAGAAAUUUCUCUCUUCAAAGAACAGCAGAAUUCCAAACCAGAAGUUCGUCUCCAUUCAGAGAUCAACAUGCUGACUCUAGAAAAGGUUGAAUUAGAGAGAAAACUUGACAGUGUGACAAAAUCCAAAAUCCAUUACAAGCAACAGUGGGGUCGAGCCUUGAAAGAACUUGCUCGACUGAAGCAGAGAGAACAGGCAACAGCCAAGGCCCAGUUGAAAAGACAGCAACAAGAAUUGGAGGAGAUGAGGUUAAGGUAUAUAGCAAAUGAAGAAAAAGAAAGCAUGAAGAAUGAUAAGAAAGAAUUGGAAGAAAUAAAGAAUGAACUUAACAGAUUGCGCUUAGCAGAGGAGCAGUUACAAUUGCAGCAGCAACAGCAGCAACAUGCAGCUGCUCUGUUUAAAGAGAAACAGAUAACACGUAGCCCUCGUUCAUACCAAACACCUGUCAAUGGGCAUGAUGAACACAUCACCAGGCUAAUUGAAGAACGAGAUAUUUUGUUGCGGACAGGAGUCUACACAUCUCAGGAUAGAAUAAUUGCAGACCUUGACCAGCAGAUAAAAGAAGCAAUUUCUCAAAGAAAAAGCUAA